AUACAAGGGGUUUCUUCAGCAUUUUCAUUCUCUCCUAACACUUGUUUACAAACGUCAAUUUCUCGAUCGAAGCUAACGCCAACCGCCAAAAUUUCAUUCACAAGUUUUCGCCAGAGUUUCGCCUCCACCACCAGUUACCUGAGGAGGCGUUUCUCAUCUGGAGACUUAUCAGGAGAAAUCGAAGAUGAACAAGAACGUCACGAACAGCCCCCUCGUGUUGAGCCUCUGCAACAAUCACGUGAUUCGGACCUUUCCCUUAACCUGCGACCCAGCUCUACUACAAGUGCACCUAGCUCUCCCGCCAAAAAUGUCACUUCAUUCUUGACGAGGGGCACUUCCUUAACCGGAACAUCAUCCGUAAGAACUGCUUACACCAAAGAAAAGCACAAGACCUUGCUGAUCAUGGAUGACUUCAACACCGACUGGUCCAAAUAUUUCCGAGGGAAACGUAUCCAAGGCGACUGGGAUAUCAGGGUUGAGCAGGCUGAAUUGAAAGACAUAACCUUGUCGGCUCAUUCAGAAACAGGAACCACAGUCAGCAUGGUGGUGGACAGAAAUGGUACUAAAGUUGUCAGGUCUUUUCGCCCGGAUUUCCUAUUGAUUCGACAACACAUACGAGAUGCUUGUGAGGAUUACAGAAAUCUAUUGUUAGGAUUUAAAUAUGGCGGUGUUCCAAGUAUCAACACCUUGCAUAGUCUCUAUAACUUUCAAGAUAAGCCUUGGGUGUUUUCUCAACUGCUGCACAUUCAGCGUAGACUGGGAAAAGAGAAUUUUCCGUUGAUGGAGCAAACGUUCUAUCCGAACCAUAAAGAAAUGUUAAGUGCAUCCAAAUUUCCUUGUGUGGUAAAGAUCGGCCAUGCACACGGUGGAAUGGGAAAAAUAAAAGUGGAUAACCAUAUGGCUUUUCAAGAUGUAUCUAGUCUAGUAGCUGUUACCAAAAAGUACUGUGUAGUCGAACCUUAUAUCGAUGCCAAAUACGAUAUCCACAUCCAGAAAAUUGGAAAUAAUUACAAGGCCUACAUGAGAAAAUCCAUCUCUGGAUGCUGGAAGGCCAACAUUGGUUCCGCCAUGUUGGAACAAGUUCAGAUGACUGACCGCUACAAGCAGUGGGUAGACGAAGUGUCCGAGAUGUUUGGUGGUCUAGACAUUUGUGCUAUAGAAGCCCUUCAGGGUAAAGAUGGACGGGAAUACAUUUCUGAGGUGAACGACUCAUCCAUGACGCUACUAGGUGACAGCCAAGAAGAAGACCGUCGACAGAUCUCAGACCUUGUUGUUCAGAGAAUGCAAACGUUUUGCAAGCCUCUCGUGAGUGGUGAGAGACCUCAAGAACCACCAGUGGAGAAACAAGAAACUGGACAUACUGAAAGAAACACCAAAGGGAAACAACCCAUUCACUCUCGUGAGUCGCAUUCACGUCAAGGUUCUGUCACCUCUUCAUUGGCUGGAUUCCUGGGUCUAGACAAGCAAACACCUAGGUCAAGUUUAAGCGGGACUACUGCUACCGAUGACCAACCGAGAGGUGAUCACAUUACUCAGGCAAUAGAUCAGCCAGUGGUUGGAACACCGCAAGUGCAACGCCAUAACUCUCAACAGAGGGCACCACCUAUAUCACAAGUUGGAGCACCUCAACCAAGGGGACCACCGCCACCACCACCGCAAGCUGGUAGCAAUGCCCCACAGCAGAGAACACCAUCAGCUGCACCACAAAUAAGUGGCAAUGUAACUCAACAGAGGGUGCCACCAGCACCACCCCAAGCUAGUGCUCCUUCUUCCACUGGAACAGCUCCUCGACGAGGUUCUCAAUCUUCAAUCGGGAGCGCAGAAUCAGGGCAAACACCAACUCCUACAGUACAGAUGCCUACACAACAACGCCCUAGCCAGCAACCCCCGAUGCAGCGUCCGGGUCAACCAGCAGUGCCAGUAGUACCACCGCGUCCUCCAGACCGAGGGACUAGUUCAUUAUUUCGGCGGGAUUCCCAGCCUGUGCCAGAGAAAGGACCAGAAGAUCCAGAUGAUACAAUGAAAAAUCUUCGUAAGACAUUUGCUGGAAUAUUUGGAGAUAUGUAGAUGUUUAAUUAGGUAGUUUCAAGCUUAUUAAGUAAUUAUUUCCUCGAUAAUGUCACGUAAGCAUGCUGUUAUUGUCCGCAUAGACGAGUUUUUUUUAUUCGUAUAAUAGUCGAAUGUAUUAGGACUUUCUUGUAAUUGUUAACGUCACGAGAAACUGAAAACAAACGCUACUUAACAUUUAAAUCACAAUAUCGAUAAACUAUUAAAAAAAACAAAUAAAGUGUAAUAUUAAUUAAAAAUUUAAUUCCCCUCAGCGUGUGAUAGCUUACAUACAAAGAUUGAUAUCAUUUUUACCGGAGGAAGUUUUGCAAGUCAUGAUACAUUGUUAGCUGGUCAUCUUAUGCAAAAGUUGUGAAUUCCACAAAGUACCACGUACCAUGACUUCUUAACCAUUCCCGGCUAACAUACAAUAAAAUCCAUUCAAAAUUAUUUCGAUUUUAAAUAUUAACCUAGAUAUUUUUGGAUU
Messenger RNA from Limulus polyphemus (Atlantic horseshoe crab), 2533 nucleotides. Its product is annotated as synapsin-like. Lineage: Eukaryota; Metazoa; Arthropoda; Merostomata; Xiphosura; Limulidae. The record is from RefSeq and is a predicted model, not a curated record. Gene Ontology annotation, biological process: neurotransmitter secretion. Gene Ontology annotation, cellular component: synaptic vesicle membrane; synaptic vesicle. Gene Ontology annotation, molecular function: ATP binding; metal ion binding. The transcript is spliced from 11 exons. The annotation marks the transcript as partial.